AUGGAGGUGACGAUGGCGGAACACGGCGAAACAUCGCCGGAACACAAGUUAGACACGGCGGCUCUUUACGACACCCUCCGGCAGAGCACGGCUUCGGUGGAGGAAGUGGUGACCAAAAUGCUUGCCAUUAAGAAAGAAGCCCAGACCAAAUCCCAACUCCGAGAACUCGUCACUCAAAUUCUCCUCAAUUUCGUUACUCUUCGCCAGGCAAACAGGUCUAUCUUGCUUGAAGAAGAUUCUGCGAAAGCAGAAACUGAACGUGCUAAAGCAUCUGUGGAGUUUGCAACCUUGCAGCUCCAGAGUUUGCUGUAUGAGAAAAAUCACCAAAUUAAAGCAAUAAAGGCUUGCAAGGACUUGAACACUAAAUAUCCUGACAUUGAACUUGUACCUCAAGAAGAGUUCUUCAGAGAUGCACCAGUAGAGAUAAAAGACUCUGUAAUAUCAAAAGACAGUGAACAAAAUUUGAUGCUUAAAAGGCUCAACUUUGAGAUAUACCAGCGUAAAGAAUUAUGCAAACACCGCAAGAAAUUAGAGCAAAGAAAGAAAGCUCUACAAGAGACUGUUGCUCACAGGAAGAAGUUCUUAUCAAGUCUACCUUCACACCUCAAAUCUCUAAAAAAAGCAUCCUUGCCAGUGCAGCAACAAUUAGGGGUUUCGCACAUGAAGAAACUAAAGCAGCAGCAAUUAGCUGAAUUGCUUCCACCUCCUCUUUAUGUAAUUUACUCUCAGUUGCUUACUUUAAAGGAAACUUUUGGAGAGAAUAUUGACCUGGAGCUUAUAGGAAAUGUGAAGGAUGCUCAAGAUAUUGCCUGCCAGCUAGCAAACAAAUGCACUGGGAUAUCAACAAACUCAGAGGAUUCUAAUUCACGCGACGUGCCUGAUGACGAAGAUGAUGGUCAAAGGAGAGUCAAGGAUUCUGAAGAAGCUCCUGAGAAUAAUAUCUUGUGCAACUUAUUCACUGAUGAUAACGGCCUUGAGCUCCCUCGACAGUCGGCAAAGCUAAUGAUCGGCGAUUUUUACUCGUUUCACGAAAGGAGAACUUCACGGCCAUACAAAUGGGCGCAGCAUUUGGCGGGCAUUGAUUUUCUGCCAGAGAAUAGGGUGCAGACAAUUGUUCAAAGAAUACGUGCUCGUAUAAAGGCUCAGCUUGUUCUUGCAUGA
This is a messenger RNA of Fraxinus pennsylvanica, 1161 nucleotides long. The record is from the annotation of a GenBank genome assembly. NCBI's taxonomy places the organism in Eukaryota, Viridiplantae, Streptophyta, Magnoliopsida, Lamiales, Oleaceae.